This is a messenger RNA of Penaeus vannamei (Pacific white shrimp), 3406 nucleotides long. NCBI's taxonomy places the organism in Eukaryota, Metazoa, Arthropoda, Malacostraca, Decapoda, Penaeidae. The record is from RefSeq and is a predicted model, not a curated record.
CUUGCAAAGAUUUAAACGGGAAAUAGGCCCGCGGCGACGAAAGACUCUCGCUUGAAAUUUGUUUUGGCUGCGGGUCUGUGACACAAGUUUACUGAGAUCCUACGAUGAUGAAUAUUUGAAAGAAUACUUUGUUGUAGUGUAAUUCCACAAUGAGUUUUACAAGUGACGAAGUGAAUUUCCUGGUAUAUAGAUACCUACAGGAGUCAGGAUUCUAUCAUGCAGCAUACGUAUUUGGUAUCGAGUCUCACAUAUCACAGUCAAAUAUCAAUGGCGCACUGGUUCCGCCCGCAGCUCUCCUCAGUAUAAUACAGAAGGGAUUACAAUACACAGAGGCAGAAAUUAGUAUAGGGAGGUGAGAUGGCUCCGAGAGACUCAUUGACAGCCUCUCCCUCAUUGACGCGGUGAUGCCAGAUGUUGUUGCCUCAAGACAACAGCAAAACCAACAGCAAAAAGCCGUAGUCAAAACAGAAAUUCCAAGCACAAAUGGGGAUGAAGGGACCACGGGAGAAAACAUGGACGUUGACAACAGUGUAGAGAUCCCCCUCAACAAGGCAACAAUAUUGAGAGGCCAUGAAUCCGAAGUCUUCAUUUGUGCCUGGAAUCCAACCACAGACCUCUUGGCAUCAGGAUCAGGAGACAGCACGGCACGCAUUUGGAACAUGAACGAUAAUAAUUCUUCUGCCAAUCAGCUUGUCCUCCGUCACUGUAUUCAGAAAGGAGGCACGGGUCCCAGCAAUAAGGAUGUUACCUCUCUUGAUUGGAAUUGUGAUGGAAAUCUCUUAGCAACUGGAUCAUAUGACGGCUAUGCAAGAAUCUGGAUGACAGAUGGACGGUUAGCAUCGACUCUCGGUCAACAUAAAGGACCCAUCUUCGCGCUAAAGUGGAAUAAGAAGGGCAACUAUAUUUUAAGUGCAGGUGUAGAUAAGACCACUAUCAUUUGGGACGCUUCCUCAGGGCACUGUACACAACAAUUUGCCUUCCAUUCAGCUCCAGCUCUUGACGUGGACUGGCAGAGCAACAAUUCCUUUGCAAGUUGUUCAACUGACCAGUGCAUCCACGUGUGUCAGCUGGGCGAGAACAGACCUAUCAAAUCAUUCCAAGGGCAUACAAAUGAAGUCAAUGCCAUCAAGUGGGAUCCACAGGGGAAUCUUCUGGCAUCCUGUUCAGAUGAUAUGACUCUAAAGAUCUGGUCGAUGCGGCAAGACACUUGUGUACACGACCUGCAGGCUCACAGUAAAGAAAUUUACACUAUCAAGUGGUCGACCGGUCCAGGAACGAGUAACGCAAAUAUGAAUCUUAUUCUUGCUAGUGCGUCAUUUGACUCUACGGUUCGACUAUGGGAUGUAGAGCGUGGUGCCUGUAUACAUACCCUGACAAAACACUCAGAACCUGUAUAUUCUGUGGCCUUCUCUCCAGAUGGCAAAUUCUUAGCAUCUGGAAGCUUCGACAAAUGUGUCCAUAUUUGGUCUACGCAGACUGGGCAGCUGGUUCACAGCUACAAAGGCACAGGUGGAAUCUUUGAAGUGUGCUGGAAUUCUCGAGGAGACAAAGUGGGAGCUUCGGCAUCUGAUGGAAGUGUUUUUGUUUUGGAUCUGCGCAAGUAGUAGAAGGCAGUUAAGACUGAGAUGUGUGGUGAACUGUUAAGUUGAUGUGAAUGGGACAGACUUAUUGAAGAACUGAAUGGAAAUAAGGGUAGGACGCAAAAAGUGCUGUUAAGGAAAACUGAGAAUAUGGAUAAUAAUUGCAGCUCGGAAAAUGCUUCAGAAGAGAAGGGGAAAAAGGAAGGAAAGAGGAGAGAUUGCUGGGGUAUUCUUGUUUUUAAUUGUUUCUUAUACUAAAGAUGAUUCUCUAUGUUAAAUGGACAAAAGGAUUUUGUGCAUAGUGUGAGUUUACUUGAAACGGGGAAAACAAUAGUGAUGUCGGAGAAGAAAAGAAAAGGUUCUAGCAAGAAAUGGCGUCAUGAAAGAGCAGUGUUCAUACAUGUGUGAGGGGAUGUUCCGACGCCUCUUUUGUUCUUGCGAGUUUGAGACAUACUUGGGUGCAUCGUGACUUUAUAUUGCAUGACGGGUGAAAAUGGUAGUUCCCACCAAUCUUAUUAUGUAACCCACCUUUGUUUUUUUUUUUUUAUCUUUGUGUAUUAUUCACAUUCUCUUCAGAUAUAUAUAGUUUUUUCCCUCCAAAAUUGUGGCAUAUGCAGAAAUUGUGCAAUUUUUAGUUUUAUGAUCAUUUUUUUUUCACAACUUUCCAAUUUUUAAAAAUGUAUGAAGCAGCAGACAACAGCCGGGGAAAAAUGUUUGUGACUGCCAGAAGCAGAGAUGGUGUACAUAUUAGGCCAAGGAAACGAUGUUGAGGUAUUAGUAACUUGGCAAGAGAUACAUAGGAUGGGUAGGUCUUUCCUGCUCUGUCUUUUUUUCUAUUUAUUUUUUUUUACUUCUUCUUUUCCUUACAAUACAGUCAAUUUCAAGCCCUCGUGAGUUCCAAGGAGUUCUUCUAAAUUAAUUUAAAAAUUGGCCAAUUGUUGUCCUCAUCCCUCCCUGGUCGAAGUUACAGGAACUUCAACAUUGAAAUCACUUGGCCUUUUACGUUUGUUCAGAUCUCGCUCAUAGGGUAGGCGGAAAUGUGGUUUGUUAGUACCUGUAUAUCAGCUUUUGGAAUUGUAGGAAGGGUUUUUUUUUUCAUUCAUUCUUUAUCCCUUGAUUUUACAUUUACACUUAUGGUCUGACCAGGGAGUCUCAUACUUGAUUUCAGGUGAAAUAGUUGUUGUAUAUGUUGUGUAAUAUCUAUAGUUCUUGGGUGUUAUUUUUCCAGUUUACCAAUAUGUUUGUGAAAGUAACAUAGACUGGAAACCUGUGUUCCAUUAAUUGCUAUGUGUAAGCAUUAUCCAUUAAUUUCAGACAUGGUUUCAGCAAUGAAAUAUUCCAAGUGGUGUGAUCCCAUUAAUAUCAACUUAGGCUAGUGUGAAUGCCAACCAUUGCAGGUGGAUGGACGAGAUAGCCAACCUUCAGACAGCAAGUCAAAAGUGACCUCAUAAGCCAGAGUUUCAGCCAGUUACAAAAUGUCCAAUUUUUCAGUUUUGAAUGGAAGUUCCCUCUCGAAGUUAAUAAGUUUUAGGAGCUCGUAUUUCAAGACUCUGUCACAAAUAUAAGUAUAAUUUGCCUUGUUCUUUUCUAGGCUAGGAUAUACUAACUUUGUACCUACAGUGAUUUUAGAAUGAAGCUGAAAAUAUGGUAAAUAUUUCAUUUUUAUUACAACCUCUUAGUGAAAAGUGCAUCUCUGCCACCAGCAAGAAAGAAGUGGAAUCCUUUUUGAUGACAGUUUUCAUAACUUUAAUGAAAGACAUGUCACCAGACACAAUUUUACCAGUGUUUCAAUUUAUAUUUAAGAAUAAACCACUCGUUCUUUUUUA